Molecule: messenger RNA, 651 nt
Organism: Rubroshorea leprosula
Lineage: Eukaryota; Viridiplantae; Streptophyta; Magnoliopsida; Malvales; Dipterocarpaceae
Source: the annotation of a GenBank genome assembly
CCGCUCCGUGGACGUCAAAGUAAUAUCAAGAAAAUACCAAACUCUAUGGACGUCAAAGAAAUGAAUACCCACUUUGGUCUGAGCUCAAGAAUAUCCACUUUAGCCAAAGAAACAAAUAAAUACCCACUUUGGAGGAGCUCAAGAAACAAAGAUGAUGGAUGAUUCAGACAUCGAAGCAGCAGCAACAUUGCUCGAAAUGCAAGCAGCAGCAACACUACUCAAUAUUGCCGUCCAUGGACCUCCAGGAGUCCCUGAUAACUUGCAAGAAUUAGCAUGGGGUGCAAGAAGACGUCGUUCAGCAAGACCACAGCAUCAAUCACCACAGCAUCAAUCAGAGGCAUUGGUUGAGUGGGGUGCAAGAAGAGCACGUUCAGCAAGACCACAGCAUCAAUCAGUGGCAUUGGUUGAGUGGGGUGCAAGAAGAGCACGUUCAGCAAGAGGCAGGUUGCAAGAUUAAUCUAUUUCAAUUAGAGAAAAAUGUUUUUUUGUUUAUACCUAUGUUUUUGUUACUGUGGCAAGGCAGGUUGCAAGAUUAAUCUAUUUCAAUUAGAGAAAAAUGUUUUUUUUUUAUACCUAUGUUUGUUACUGUGGCAUAACUAAUGAUAGAUCUUGCGUUCUGCAAGUUAUGUAAAAUAAACACAAAUUAGCCCC